Messenger RNA from Tupaia belangeri chinensis (Chinese tree shrew), 919 nucleotides. RefSeq names its product peptidyl-tRNA hydrolase 2 (gene PTRH2). The record is from RefSeq and is a predicted model, not a curated record. The transcript has 2 exons. The coding region runs from base 244 to 765 and encodes 173 amino acids. Gene Ontology annotation, molecular function: peptidyl-tRNA hydrolase activity. Gene Ontology annotation, biological process: negative regulation of anoikis; positive regulation of anoikis. Lineage: Eukaryota; Metazoa; Chordata; Mammalia; Scandentia; Tupaiidae. Gene Ontology annotation, cellular component: cytosol.
GCCUCCAGAAGAGAAACGUUCCCCCUCCUUUCGGUAACCUCGGUUGAUCCUCGCGGGAUUUCAGGGCUGCUCCCCGUUUGGGCUCUGGGGGUGUGUCAAGAGGAAGAAUGACUGCUCUCUUUGUGGUUUUUGAUCCGGAACUUGUCCAGGAACCCCGGAAGAAGUAGCUGGAGCGAGAGACGCGUGCUUGCUACUCAGAAGAACUGGAAGGGCCAGUGUGAGUAGGUGCUCUCCGAAUCAUCGAUGAUGGAAUAUUUGUCUCAUCCGAGUGCACUCAGCCUGGCUGCUGGGGUUGCUUGUGGCAUGUGCCUGGGUUGGGGCCUUCGGGUACGCUUUGGGAUGUUCCCCAAAAGCUCAGCAAGUGGCACAAAUGCAGAGACUGGGACUGAAGCAAGCAUCUUGGGAGAGAGUGGGGAAUAUAAAAUGAUUCUUGUUGUUCGAAAUGACUUAAAAAUGGGAAAAGGAAAAGUGGCUGCCCAGUGCUCCCAUGCUGCCGUUUCUGCCUACAAGCAAAUUCAAAGGAGAAAUCCUGCAAUGCUCAAAGAAUGGGAAUACUGCGGCCAGCCCAAAGUGGUGGUCAAAGCUCCUGAUGAAGAAACCUUGAUUCAGUUACUGACCCAUGCGAAAACACUUGGACUGACUGUGAGCUUAAUUCAAGAUGCUGGGCGUACUCAGAUUGAACCAGGCUCUCGAACUGUCCUAGGAAUUGGGCCAGGACCAGCGGAUCUCAUUGAUAAAGUUACUGGUCAUCUAAAACUUUACUAGGUGGGUUUUUGUAUGAUGUUGAUCCCUCCAUCACAACUGUUUGAAGCCUGUCAGUAACAUUUGAAACAAUUUCUUCCCCCAAUUUAAAUAUUCUUGCCAUAAAAAUAAAAUCUCGUCUAUCAUGUAUUUGGCACUUACAAAGUUGUCAUCUUGG